Messenger RNA from Drosophila erecta, 2405 nucleotides. It is a transcript of the gene AsnS, whose product is annotated as probable asparagine synthetase [glutamine-hydrolyzing]. The record is from RefSeq and is a predicted model, not a curated record. Gene Ontology annotation, molecular function: asparagine synthase (glutamine-hydrolyzing) activity. Gene Ontology annotation, cellular component: cytosol. NCBI's taxonomy places the organism in Eukaryota, Metazoa, Arthropoda, Insecta, Diptera, Drosophilidae. Bases 574 to 2328 code for a protein of 584 amino acids. The transcript has 2 exons.
UUUCUUAUCGAUAUGCCGAAACGAGUGCCAGAAAUUUCUCGUUCGCGCUAAACACAAAUGUAAACAAAAAGUCGUUCUUGAAUGCUAGACUGCUUGAUACACUUACAACAGUUUAAUAAACCAUUCUUUAAAACCAUUCGCACAGCACACCAACACAUACAUAUGUAAGUCGUCUCAACAAUAAUAUUAGGCAAAAUAUGUGAAAUGUGUAUAUAUUUAGCUAACCAUGGAAGCUUCAUAAAAUUAUUUAUUUAGCCACCCAAAAAAAGAAAGAGUAAAUCGGAUGACGAAAUCGUGGGUAAAGAAAAAUCAGCUGUGAGUCGAAACAUCGAAGAGCGCUUAGUUUCUGUCUGCUGGUCGCUGUAAUACUUAUGAUAAGACUUACGCAAAUGGAUAAAGGAUCCCUAAUUUCAAAGAGUGUUAUCCUACCAAACAGACAUUGUGUUUCAGAUUUUAUUUAGAAGGAGCGGGAUUCUAGAAACCGGGGGACCAAACUAGUAGCACGUGGAAUGCAGCAUUGUGGAGAGAAUAAAACGAGUACGAAAAUGAUAUCCAGAAGAGAGCAUUGGCAACAUGGCAAUAAAUAAGAGUGCACGCCAGUAUAACGCUUCAUUCAGUUAUCGGACUUUGCGCAGUGCAGACACGCGUAUAAUGUGCGGAAUUUUUUCAAUAUUUUCGAAGGAUGGGGAGCCGAUACCCACGCAAAUCAUCCACGGCAGCAAACACAGUCUAAGGGAACUGGCCUAUCGACAGAGUGGAAAGCAGCGGCAUCGUGGUCCGGAUUCCACAGGCGUCUAUGUGAUUCCCUCGGACGGAGUGGCCAUGGUUCAUGAACGCCUGCGAAUUGUGGGCGUGGAAAUGGGCGAUCAGCCCUUCGUCUCUGAUGAUGGCAACCUCAUCCUGGUGGCCAACGGAGAGAUCUACAACUAUUUUGAGAUUUCGGCUGAGAUUGCAAAAAAACGUGGCUCCUACAGCCCGAAGAGCGAUUGCCACGUGAUACUGGAACUGUACCAGGAUUACGGAAAGGAUCUUCUGCAUUACAUCACCGGCAUGUUUGCUUUUGCCUUGUACGAUAGGAAGACCAAGGAAGUCCUUAUUGCCCGAGAUCCCUUUGGCAUUAUACCCAUGUAUGUGGGUGAGGAUGCGUCGGGAAACCUUUGGGUGGCCUCGGAGAUGAAGUGCCUGGUGGAUACCUGCUCUAAGGUGGAGACUUUCACACCUGGCGAGGCUCGAUUCGGUAAAGUUGGUGACCUUAAAACAUGCUGGCAGUUUCAAGAGUCUUGGAUCAGGGAGGUGCCCACCCAAACCUGCGAUUUGGCCCUACUGCGAGCCAACUUGGAGUCUGCGGUGCGAAGUCAUCUGCAGUGCGAUGUUCAUCUGGGAGCUCUGCUGUCCGGCGGAGUGGAUUCCAGUCUUAUAGCCUCCAUAGCCACGAAGAUAAUGCGCGAAAGGGAUCCCAACUUCCGACUGAAAACCUUCUCUGUGGGUCUGAAGGAUGCGCCCGACUUCCAGGCGGCCAGGAGUGUGGCCAAAUAUAUAAACAGCGAUCACAAGGAAAUUAUAUUCGAGAUCGACGAAGCUCUGGAUGGCAUUAGGGAUAUUGUCUAUCACUUGGAAACCUAUGAUGUGACCACAGUGAGAUGUAGUUUGCCCAUGCUGUUACUGGCUAGAUAUAUAAAGAGCACCGGCAUCAAGAUGAUCCUCUCCGGCGAAGGAGCCGAUGAGAUCUUUGGUGGGUAUUUAUACUUCCACAAGGCCCCAGGCUAUAAGGAUUUCCACGAGGAGCUGGUGAAGAGAGUGCGCCAGCUGCAUUUAUCCGAUUGCUUGCGGGCCAACAAGGUAGCCAUGGCCAAGGGAGUGGAGCUGCGAGUGCCCUUUCUGGACACGGGCUUUGUUAACCAUGUGAUGCAAAUCCGACCGGAGGAUAAGAUCCCCGGGCCCCUCAACAAAUUCGGGGAAGAACAGAAAAAGCGAUUGGAAAAGUAUGUCCUGCGAGCCGCCUUUGCGGAUAACUAUCUGCCCGAUGAAGUCCUCUGGCGCCAAAAGGAACAGUUCUCCGACGGGGUGGGAUACGAUUGGAUCGACAGCAUCCGCAGGGUGGCCACCAGCCAUGUCAGCGAUGAAGAAUUCGCCGGAGCCGUCCUACGGUUUCCUUUCAACACGCCCACCACCAAGGAGGCCUUCUACUAUCGCUGCAUUUUCGCCGAACAAUUCCCCGGAGAAUCGGCAGCCCGAACCGUAGUCAGAUGGGUGCCACGCCUCGAUUGGGGCUGUCCGGAGGAUCCAUCCGGACGGGCACAGGCCGUCCACCAAUUCAACGAAGACUGAUAAGAAGACCUUCAGUAAAUUAGUGUAGUCUGAGAAAUUCCAAUCAGCAUGCACAAUAAAUUUAUUCAAUUGGUAGU